Molecule: messenger RNA, 4740 nt
Organism: Physella acuta
Lineage: Eukaryota; Metazoa; Mollusca; Gastropoda; Physidae
Product: protein embryonic gonad
Biological process (GO): regulation of DNA-templated transcription
Molecular function (GO): DNA-binding transcription factor activity; zinc ion binding; sequence-specific DNA binding
Source: RefSeq, a predicted model, not a curated record
CAACAAACAGAAUGACUAGAUCUAAAAAAAUCUAGAUCUAGAUCUAGAUCUAGAUCUAAAUCCACAUCUACGAAAAAAAUGGAUCUACUUCUCUAAUUAAUUUUGUGUCUUCUAAUAACGUCAUAAUAUAGUCUAGAAUGCGAGGUAAAAAACGUCCCCCAGAGGAAAAGAUUGUAAAUGUCGCUGGCCCCCUUCCACCAUGUCGAGUGUGUGAUGAACCAGCUGCAGGUUUUCAUUAUGGAGUUAACACCUGUGAAGCUUGUAAAGGAUUUUUUAGGAGAAGUCUCAUACGAAGUGGUGAAUAUGAGUGCCUAGGCUCAGGAAAUUGUGUCAUUGGCCCCAAUAGAAGGAAAAGUUGCCCAAAAUGUAGAUAUUUAAAGUGUCUGAAAGUUGGCAUGUCAAAAGAAGCUAUAAAAACAGGGCGAUACACAUACAUGAAAAGAACCCAAGACACACUAGAAAUAAAAUUACUAGAAAAGUCAAAGGACUCAACAAGUCUUGAGCCAGCCCACUCACCAAUGGAUUACAGCGACAUCUCUUCAGCGAGCUUCAAGGGGGAGCUGUACUCACCAGAGACAACCAAUGCCUCAAGUCAGGACAGCUCAGCCCCAACAAAGUUUGUUGAGAAACCAGCAGCCAACACAUCUCAGUCUUUGAUCACUAACCAACUGACAUUGGCAGAAAUGUCAUAUCUGUCCUGCUCACCCUCAUCUUCCUCCUCUUUCAAUGACACAAGUCCUCUUGUGUUUGCACAAAACUAUGACAGCCAGAGAGAAGAAAGUGAAACAGCUGCACAAAGCAACUUUAGCCCAGCUCCCUCCGUCCCUUCACACCCAGGCACAUCUGCUUCUUCUCCUCACUGUGUCACCUCACCUGAACUAAGCUCAAACAGAAGGCCAUGUCAGACCAAACCUUCUACAAGUUUAUUUCACUGUACAGAAUCUGUGGUGUCACAGAAAACAGAAUCUAUGACAAGUUUGUUACAGCAUAGUGAACCUUUGACACGGUUACCUCAGCAAAGUGAACCUAUGACAAGUUUGCUACAGCAUAGUGAACCUCAGCAUGGUGAAUCUAUUACACGAUUACCUCGGCAUAGUGAACCUAUGACAAGUUUGUCCCAGCAUAGUGAACCUAUGACAAGUUUGUCCCAGCAUAGUGAACCUAUGACAAGUUUGCCUAAGCACACAGAACCUGCAUCAAGCCUGUCCCAGCUUCUGCUGGUUGGUGAACCCCAGAACACCUGGGAGAACUACACAGAGGGAGAGCUGGAUGAGCUGAUCAAUGUGCUGGUCACUGGCCACCAGCAGACAAUCACUGACUCUAAUAGCAUACCUUAUGAGUUUAUACAGGAGAAGAUUAAGGAAUGCAAGGAAAAAUGCCAGCUUCAGACAGAAAUAUUUGGGCACAUGGGUAGAAUCGAUGUGGAGGAACAUGACAGGAUCUACAGGUCCACUGGUAUAGAUGUGGAUGGCCGCAUCGAUGACCUGAACUACUGCUCCAACAAGGUGGACACUGACAUCAGGCAGCUGAUUGCCUUCAUGAAACUUAUCCCAGGCUUCAAGACAAUCACAGUCUCUGACCAAACUGUUCUCGUCAAAGCCUGCAUCUACGAGCUGUUUCUGUUUGGCUACUUCCGAGGGUACAACAGGGAGGAGAAGAUAGCAGUGGAGGAACACAGGACAUACUGCAUUCACCAGUUGGAGACCUUCUAUACCAGGGACCUGAUUGACAAAAUCUUUCAAAUCACUGACCAGAUGCAGAAGAUCAAUUUAACUUUUGAAAUGAUUGUCAUUCUGAAAGCAGCAUGCAUUUUCUUUCCAGACAGAGUGACAGUCUCUAGAAAUGACAUCAUUGAGAGGAUUCACUUGAAGCUUGUGCAGUGUCUGCUGCUGCUGCUGCGUCGACACUUUGCAGAAAACUACUGCAAGGUGUUUGCUCAGAUCAUCGCCCUGCUGACCUCGCUGCGCUCAAUAGAUUAUGAGUGCAGGAAGUUGUGGGCCCAGAUGGGGCUGGACAGGUACCCUGAGGUCUCUAACAAACCUAUACUGGCUGAACUCUUUCGAGGGAACUUCACGUAGCUUAAAGGAAAUAUAUUGUAUAACAUUCUUCAGUACCCGGUUUGUAAAUCAUAUUUAAAUAUCUAUUGAAAAUAUAUGUUAUGUACAGUCUAUAAUUACCUACACCAACUAAUGCAGUUUAAAAAAUUGUCAGGAUAUUUAAGGCUCUUUCAAUAAUGUUGCUAAAUUGUAACUAUGACUCAGUCACUUCUAAUCCUGACACUCACAAAAUGGUGAAAAAAAUUGCUGUAAAAACAUGCUGUGUAUUGUAUUGCUGGGUCUCUGUAAUAGCAGUUGUGGAUAAAAAAGAUAUAUAGACACAAUUGAAAACCUUUUUAGUGGAGUUUCUUCACUAGAGCUCUGUUGGCUAUUUCACUGUACAUAUAGUUUCUUUUGUUGUUCAAUCAAUUUUAAAUAACUUACCCAGAGUUGAUUUGAUCUAAAUUAAACAGAAGCUUAUGUUAUUAUUUGACACUGUUGUAUUUUAAAGGCAGCUAUGUGUGUUUUUAUGUCAUGAUUUUUUUGUUAACUAGAGUCACAUGGCAGGUUGGAUCUCUACAUGAAGUUAAGUACAAACAGUACAGACAUUUUUCAAGAAAAAACACUCACAUGCUAGAAAAUUAAAUCUUCAUUUAUUUUACAUUGAAAAAAAUUAAACAUUAGAAUAAUGUUUUGAAAAUUUGUUUGGAAAAUAAAUGUUAACAUUUAUGAUGGUUUCUUGAAUUGGGGCUCUGUACUCCUCAAAGAACUGGCAUGUAAAAUUAUAACCUUCAGAUUUUAUUAUUAAAAUAAUUGAUUAGAGAUACAUUUACAAAGACAGGGUUGUAAGUGAUAGUUUUUUAAAGCAUAAAGACAUUUUAAAAAACAAUAUUUACCCUUUACUUGAAUACUUGAUUUCAGGUUUAAACUAUUUAUUUAAGUGAAUGCUAAACAAAAGUUUAAAAAUUUCCUUUCUUAUGGCUGCACAACUUUCUCUUCUGUUUGUACAGUUCUUGUUGUCUAAUACAAGCAUAGUAACUGCCUCAUUGUCCCUUUUUUAAAAGUAGGUAACUUCCUUGGUCUGUGAUUUGAAAGGUGUAAUCUGGUUGGUACAUUUCUUUGAAACCUGUGAUCUGAUUGGUGCAUUAAUUUGAAAGCUGUGAUUUAUUCAAGUGGAGCAUAACAGUUCUUAUAUUGUUGAUAUUGUUGACAUAAUACAAUUUCUAUUUUUUCUGGUAACAGUUAAUAUUUGUCACAGAUAUAUGCACAUUUUCUGAAAAAUAUUUAAUAUUUUUUAUACUUUUGAUGAAGUGUCCUUGUACAUUAAAAUAUUGUUUUGCCUGCUUACUCCUAUUUAUACAAUUGUAUAUGAAUAUUUUUUUCUGACAAAGACUUUUGGUUGAUACAUGUUUUUUCCCCCUGAGAUUAACCACUAUUUGAUUUCUAUUUAUUUUUGUACCUUCAGAUUAUAACCACCAUAAUGCAGCUUCCAUUGUUUUACUUUAAUCAGUUUUCUAUCUGGCUUUAGAAAUAUGCCAUAUAUCAUGUGUUAUUAGAAUAUAUUGUACAUUAUGAUAAUAAUUUAAUGUGUCUCAGAAAUCCUUUGUUGCUUAUACAUAUGAUAAAAAAUGUAUAGUUCUUUGCCAAACAUUCCACAUCAGGUUUAAUUUCAAUACCCUAUUAUGUGAUAUCUUCUUAUGUAUACCACUAUUCAUGAGUAACCAGCUGGUUGAAUUGAGGUUGAUUGAAGGAACAGAUCAUCAACUAUCUCAGAAUGAUUUUUAAAUAAUUUGUUUUGCUCAGUUUGAAAUGUUUCUAUUUCAGCUUUAAGAGAUGAGGUCACAAAGGUAAAAAAAAACCCACUUUAUUUUAUAAUAGUGGGAAUUUGAGUUGCAUGUUAUAAUGUAAUUAUAAUAUUUUAAAUAACAAAUCAACAAAUCAUGACAACAUCAUUUCAUUUUGUAUUGUGACAUCAGUGAUGUCAGAGAUGUUUUAGCACUUGUUCCAGUUUCAUUUACAUUUAACCUUGGUUUUUGUUACCUGUUUUUGUACCAGUUACCUUGGUUUAUGUUACCUGUUUUUGUACCAGUUACCUUGGUUUAUGUUACCUGUUUUUGUACCAGUUACUUUGGUUUUUGUUACCUGUUUUUGUACCAGUUACCUUGGUUUUUGUACCAGUUACCUUGGUUUUUGUUACCUGUUUUUGUACCAGUUACUCUGGUUUUUGUUACCUGUUUUUUGUACCAAUUACCUUGGUUUUCGUUACCUGUUUUUGUACCAGUUACCUUGGUUUUUGUUACCUUUUUUUGUACCAGUUUUUGCUAUCUGAUAAGAUAAUUUGUGCUUCAUUCUGUUUUUAUAUCACAAUGCCAUUAACAUAUAAAUAAUUUUAUGCUAAGACGCAACCAAUUUGUGUUUAGUUUAUAUUUACAGAUGGUAUAUUGCAUAAUUUAAACAAAGAUAUAAAAAAAAAAUUAUUCGUGAUUUGUUGUUUACAAAUAUUGAUAGUUUUUUUUACUAAUUAUAUUUUAUUGAUUUCCAAAAAAAUUAAUUUCUUUGCUUAAAAUCAUAUAAAGAUUAGAAAAUAUAUCACCUAGUUGAGAAAAUAGUUAAACAUUUUAUUAUAUUUCUACCACACAAAAUGAAGUUAAGGCAAACCUCCUAUACCAACAGCAGCUAAAUCAUUAAAGUAUUUAUAUAUUUA